GGCCAAGCAGAGAGAGCACAGGCCUCAAGGAUGGGAGAAAGAAUAUUUCUGCUAGACUUGUCCAAGCUUCUGUGAAAACUUAGCAUGAAUCACUCUUAGCUUCAAACAACCUUACCUUCCUGAUUUUUAUUUCGCAGUGUAGAAGAGGUGUUUCCUCAUGGACAUUUUCCUCUUAGGUCAAAGCCACUUCCUCUUAGAUUGCAGGAGGCAGGGCUUCUCUUCUCCCUGCAGAGCAGAGUCCAGACCUCCCCAGCACAGACAUUGGCACAAAGCAGACCCCGUGGCCUCCAGGAUGCCCAUUCCUGCCUCUCGGCCCCACCAGUCUCUGUCCUCCUUGCUGCUAACUCUGCUGCUGGGACUCACAGGAGUGACAGGUGAGGAGAACCUGCAGGUGACUCAACCUAAGAAGUCGGUGUUGGUUGCAGCUGGAGAGGCAAUCACUCUGCCCUGCUUUGUCUCCUCUGUGCAACCCAUGGGGCCCAUUAAGUGGUUCAAGGGGACUGGGCCAGAUCGGAAGUUAGCCUACUGUUUCCAAGUAGGCCUAGCCUGUGUACGUCUCUUCCCCUGAGUAAGAAAUCUUACAGACCACACAAAAAGCAACAACAAGAACUUUUCCAUCCGCAUGAGUGACAUCACCCCAGCAGACGCCGGCACCUACUUCUGUGUGAAGUUCAGGAAAGGGAACCCUGAUGAUGUGGAGUUUAAGUCUGGUCCUGGGACGCGAGUAACUGUGAGUGCCAAGCCCUCUCCUCUUGUGGUAUCUGGCCCCUUGGUGAGGAUCACACCUGGGCAGACAGUGAGAUUCACCUGCGAGUCCCAUGGCUUCUUUCCCAGAGAUGUCACUCUGAAGUGGUUCAAAAAUGGGGAUGAGCUUCCAGCCUUCCAGACCAAGGUGGUGCCUCCGGGCAGCAGUGUCUCCUACAACAUCUCCAGCAAGACCCAGGUGAUGCUGACCAGAGAGGACGUCCACAGUCAGGUCAUCUGUGAGGUGGCCCACAGUACCUUGCAGGGCUCUCUUCGUGGGACAGCCAACUUAUCUAACAUCAUUCAAGUUCCGCCCACCUUGGAGGUUACCCAACUCCCCAUUCGAAGGAACCAGGUGAACGUCACCUGCCAAGUGAAGAAGUUCUACCCCAAGACCCUAAAGCUGACCUGGUUGGAGAACGGAAAUGUGUUCCGGACAGAUUCAUCCUGGAUCCCCACCGAGGACAAGGAUGGGACCUAUAACCUGAACAGCUGGAUCCUGGUGAACUCAUCUGCCCACAGGGAGGAUGUGGUGCUCACCUGCCAGGUGGUGCAUGACGGGCAGCCAGCAGUCACAAAAAACCAGACUCUGAAGUUCACUGACCCCCAGAAGGACCAGAGCACAGAAUCAACCUUUGUCCCAGUGCUGUUGACUCCAUUCCUCCUCCUUGGAGGUCUCCUUCUAGGCUUCAAGGCCCUGCUGGUGGUUUGUGUCUCUGCCAUCUAUGUCUACAGGAAGCAGAGGGCCUGACUCUACUUCCUCCGCAGACUGCCCAGCCUGAGACAAGGUGCUAGACGGAAGCUUCCACAGACUCUGUUCCAUGUGCCUCUGAGCUCUGGACACCUGACUGCCCAUACUCUCCUGCUGUUCCUUCCUACAGUCCUUGGUGCCCCAAGGACAGGUCUUAGGAACUGGUUCUGAGGACUGACUCACUCCGGUUCCCUAGAAUAUGAGAAAAAGUCAAGUUUCCUAAACAUAUCAAGUUAUGUGUCAUUUGCUGCUAUGCGAUGAGGCCAUAAACCACAUACUGAAGUCUGCUCUCAAGAAUUCUUCUCAGCUUCUGGAUUUCUGCCCACCCUUGACUUCCCAGCCUUGCCUUCUGAACAUAAAUAGAUCCCUAAUCCUGUUUAAAAAAGAAAAAAUAUUCUCUUCUCCCUCUUUGCCCAAGUGUCCUACUCCUCAAACCCAAAAGAAAUCUCCCCUCCCCUCUCUGUGAUGGGAGUACUAGUUCCUAUAUCAUCCUGUACCCUCCCCUACCCUGUUGCCCAAGGUGCACAUGUUAUGAGUGUUCCAAAAGUUUUUAUACCCCAUACUUUAUUUGGCCUUCAAACUGCUUGUAUCCAGAGAUAGACUUACAAAUGGUUAACAAUUGGCUCUCCAAAAGGAAAAGAAAAAAAGCCUAAUUUGUGGCAUUUUCCAAUUUCUGUGGUGUAAAUAUUCCCACCAAGGCCAAUUUCAAGCCACUAACAGUUUAGCAACCAGAUUGAAAAAUUCCCGAAAAUUUAGCAAUCAGCUUUCAUGAGCCAGUACAAGCCCAGUCCAGCACACCCCUGAGUUAUAUCCAUCCUCUGUACACCUCACCUCCAUCACUACUCCCUCACCCCCGCCACCAUCAUCUCUUCUUGGAUCAUGCUACCCCUAACUGGCUUCUCUAUUUCAGUUUUACUGCUUCAGGAAACCACAAUGAUUCCUUGAAACACGAGUCAGGUUAUAUCAUUCCCCUGUUUCUUCUCAGACAUAUCUACCUGGGUCACUCCCUCCCUUUUUUAAGUCUCUGCUUAAAUGUCACCUUAUUAAAGGUACCUUAUAUAAACUCUGGAAACCCUGCUGGCAUAGUGGUUAAGUGCCAUGGCUGCUAACCAAGAGGUUGGCAGUUCAAAUCCACCAGGUGCUCCUUUGAAACUCUAUGGUGCAGUUCUACUCUGUCCUGUAGGGUUGCUAUGAGUCAGAAUUGCUAUGUCCUAUGAGUCGCUAAGAGUCAGAAUCGACUCAACGGCACUGGGUUUGUUUUUUGUUUUUUUUCUGUAAACCACUCUAUGUAAAAUAUCAAUACCCCCCCUCACCCGGAAUUUCAAUUCCUCUUAACCUGGUUAAUUUUUUUGUCAUAGUACUCUUACCAUCUGACAUACUAAAUAUGAACAGUCUUCACGUUGCAUGGUAGCUGUGGGAUCAUAAAAAUGAGCAUGCAAAUUGAGACUAUGGAAACUGAUGUUUAUAGUCACUGGGAAAAUAGUGCUUGCUUAAUGAGCUUUCAAUUUUUUUGUCAAAACAUUAAAAACAUUCUUACCGUCAGCUAUAAAUGCCUAAAAAAGCAAAACAAAACCCAUUGGUAUCAAGUCGAUUCUGAUUUAUGGAAACCCCAUGUGUUACACAGUAGAGCUGCUUCAUAAAACUUGGCUGUAAUCUUUAUAGAAGCAGCUCUCUGGGCCUUUCUUCCACAGAGUCACUGGGUGUGUUUAAGCAGCCAACCUUUAGGUUAGCAGACAAUCACAAACCACUUGCUCCAUCAGAUAUGCCUACCUAAACCAGAUAUAGAGAAAUGAAAAAAAUAGUAAAAAGAAUAUUUAUUUAAUACAUCAUAAUCUAAAAUUUAGGUGACUACGUUAUAUCAGAUCUUGUUACAGAGGUGAUUACAUCACUACAUAGCUGCCAACCUAAUCAUAACUAACAAACCAUUGGGAAUCAUGGCCCAGCCAAGUUGACCCACAACCGUAACCAUCAGAGGAGGCAACAGAACUCCAUGCUUUGCUGCCUGAGCAUAAAAUGGGUAAGAUUCACAAAUCCUUCACCAACAGACUUUAAAAGGAGUGACCUGAAUGUUCACUGACCACGAUGAGCAUUUGUUAUUUGUGUAGUGAUUUGUGAACUGAAGAGCCAGCAGUGAAGUUUAUACUUUAUGCAAUUACAUCGAAUUCAUCUUGUAGUGAAUUGAAACCAUGUUGUUGGGAGACUGGUAUUAUUUAACUAAACUCUUCUCUUCAAACUUCAUGCAUAUCAGCACCAUGUCAAGGAAGAACUUCCUGUAUUUAAUUGUUUGUUGUCUGUCUUCCUCAAACAGGAUGUAAAUUCUUACAGGGAAGGUAUCCUCAGUGGCAAAAUAGUGACUGUCAUAUAAAAAGCUCUUCAAUAUUUUGUUUAAUAAAUAAAUAAAUGAAAUUUUAUGCAAGACAUUGGUUAAUAUUAGAUGUUGGAUAUCAAAAUAAAAUUAUUUUCAAUUCGAUCACCUGGUUCUUAACUUCUAGAGCUCUUUCUUUAAAGAUUGUUCUCUCUACUUUAAGUUUAAAAAAAUUCCAUCAAAAAUUCAACAUUCUUCAGAAAGUAAGGAAGUGCUCAAACAACAACAACAUAACAAUAACAAAAAAAAAAACCCACAUUGACACAACAACCAAGUAAAGAGUCCCCAGUCACUAAAACUGGAAUAAUUUGAGUAACAAAAUAAAUACAAUACUACUGAAUUACAUCCCAAAUACGUAAUAAAUAUUCAUGAGUUCAUACUGAUGUAAGUGAUUGAAUAAAUUGAUAAAUUUGUGAAAAGAGACAAAUAUCUCAUCCAAAUAUCUAGAAUCAUUUAUGUAGAUACUCCACCCUAAAGGAGAACCAUAACUCCCCAUGCCUUAAGUGUGGACUGUGCUUGCCCUUCCAAAGAGUACAAAAUGGGGGGAGGGGUGUGACUUUACAAUGGAAAAACCUGAUAAACACUACCACAUUCAGGUGAUCAAAGUCCACAUCAACAGUUCUAAAUCACGGUUAUAGUAGGUAAUCUAAAUAUGAUGUGAUGAAAAUAGCACUUUACCUCUUGGGAGAAGAAGAUGUGAAUGUAGAUCAUGAACUCAGUUUUGGAUACCUGAAGCACAGAAAUGAAGGUAUCAAGAAGGUUGUAGGAUAUAUGGGUCUACAUGAUGGGCUCAAGAUUACAUAACUACUAAGAGGUAGAUUCAAGAUUUGAACCUAAAUUGUAUCUGGUUCCAAAGCCAAUGUUCUUGGCCAUUAUGCCACUAAGAAUACCACCCUCCAAAGUCCUUAGAGUCUAAGCGAAAGUGAGGACGUGGGAGGAAGGGUAGAAUGAUGGAAGUUGGAGGAAAAUUUCUGCCCAGUUCUUGGCAGGAGCCUUGGAUGGACCUCCCAGUGUGGGUUUCACCACCCUAGAAAAAUGGAAAAAGAUGCUGAUAUCACAAGGGGAGGGGAAUCUUGUCAUCUCAUCGAGGGUGCUCACUCCCUGCUCUGGCUUUUCCUCUUGUUCUAACACCUAGCUUUGACAUACAGUCUGUCCCUUAGAUGGAGGUGGUAAGGACCAGUUACAGCAACCAGUGCCUGGCUAUGGAUGGUUGGACAUAAAAGGGUCACCAACUGAGUAUCUUUAUGUGUUGGUUAAUUUGGUUGCACUGUGUUGGCUUUCUGUGAUACUGAAACUUUUGCCACCGGUAUUUUAAAUACCAGCAGUUAUCCAUGGUGACAGGUUUCAGCUGAGCUUCCAGACUAAAACAGACUAAGAAGGACCAGGCAGUCUACUUCUGAAAAAAGUAGCCAAUGAAACCUUAAGAAUACCAGCAGAACAUUGUCUCAUACAGUGCAGGAAGAUGAGAACCUGAGGUUGGGAGGCAUUCAAAAUAUGACUGGGGAAGAACUGCCUCCUCAAAGUAGAGUCAACUUUAACGAUGUGUGUGGAUGGAGCCAAGCUUUUGGGACCUUCAUCUGCUAACGUGGCAUGACUCAAAAUGAGAAGAAACAACUGCAAACAUCCAUUAAUAACAGGAAUGUAUGAAGUAUGAAUCUAGGAAAAUUGGAAAUCAUCAAAAAUGAAAUGGAAUGCAUAAAUAUCAAUAUCCUAGGCAUUAGUGAGCUGAAAUGGGUGGGUAUUGGCUAUUUUGAAUCUGACAAUCAUAUGGUCUACUAUGCCGAGAAUGACAAAUUGAAGAGGAAUGGCAUUGCAUUCACUAUCAAAAAGAACAUUUCAAGAUCUGCCCUGAAGUACAACACUGUCAGUAAUAGGAUAAUGUCCAUAUGCCUACAAGGAAGACUAGUUAAUACAACUAUUACUCAAAUUUAGGCACCAACCACUAAGGCCAAAGAUGAAGAAAUGAAGACUUUUACCAACUUCUGCAGUCUGAAUUUGAUGAAACAUGCAAUCAAGAUGCAUUAAUAAUUACCAGAAAUUGGAAUGCAAAAGUUGGAAGCAAAGAUGAAGAAAGAGUAGUUGAAAAAUAUGGCUUUGGUGAUAGAAAUGGCGCCAGAAGUUGCAUAAUAGAAUUUUGCAAGACCAAUGACUUGUUAAUUGCAAAUACCUUUUUUCAACAACAGGAAUGGCGGCUAUACACGUGGACCUUACCAGAUAGAAUAAACAGGAAUUAGAUCAACUACAUCUGCGGAAAGAGACAAUGGAAAACUCAAUAUCAACAGAACAAGGCCAGGAGAUGACUGAAGCAGACCAUCAUUGCUCUUAUGCAAGUUCAAGUUGAAGCUGAAGAAAGAACAAGUCCAGAAGUGCCAAAAUAUGACCUUGAGUAUGUCCCACCUGAAUUUAGAGACCCUCUCAAGAAUAGAUUUGACACAUUGAACACUAAUGACCAAAGACCAGACGAGUUGUGGAAUGACAUCAAGGACAUCAUACAUGAAGAAAGCAAGAGGUCAUUAAAAAGGAAACAGGGAGGUGGAGCCAAGAUGGCGGAAUAGACAGAUGCUUCCUUUGAGCCCUCUUUACAAUAAAGACCUGAAAAAACAAGUGAAAUGAGUAUAUUGUGACAAGCUGGGAGCCCUGAGCAUCAAAGGCAAGCUUGGACAAUGAGCUGAGGGGCAGGGGGAGGAAGAGGCUGUUCAGAAGUGGAGAGGAGUUACCGGACCUGAAUUGUGGGGAGCCCUCAGGCACCAUUUCCAGAGCGGUGGCGGCGGCAGUGGCAGGCUGGUCCUAGCAUUCAGCCUCAGUUUCCUCAGGGAGAAGCAGCCAGCCACACGGCCCACUCACACCUCAGGAACCUAAGGAGAAUGGCGCUCUCGGCAAAAGCUAAGUACUUGUGUAUAUUUUACCACGCCCCCCCACCCGCAAACCAGCUUCAGCGGCUGAAUCUCUACUCCUGAGAUAGACCCUGGUGAGCACCUGGAGCCGUCCUCCCAGCCUUGGGGAAGGAAAAAAUUUGCAAAUGGGGGGAAAAAUAAUUUGCUAGCUCCAUUAACUGGGGGAGCUGAGGACAGAAGCGGCUCCUGUCCAGGCAUAAACCAUCUGUGGACCUUGAGCACCUUUCCCUUCUGCAUGGACCUGUGUGGGCCUAUUUCGGGAGAAUAGGCCCUUGUUAACAAACUCCAACCAUUUCAGCAGAGCAGUGGAGAGGUGGGUAUUUGAUGUUUGACAUUGCUUUGCCUAUUAAACAAGGUCCUCACCUACCCACAUCAGGGACUAAAGGACUGGUAGCUCCACUCAGGUCACCCAGCCACCCGCAACAGAGGUCCAAAGAUAACUGGUACCUCCCAGUCCUUACAAUAAAAACUUUGGGUGCCCAUAGUCCCUCUGCAGAACCCACCCACCAGCAAGCUCUAGGGAACAGAGACACUUUUUCCUCAGAGACACUUGGGGGUCGGUUCUCAGCCCCCUGCCUUGUUCAGAAUGUGACCCCCUGCUGCAAUCAGAUACGGGUCUAUACGCCAAUCACCCCUGCUCUUCUAAGACUGUAGGACAGAGCCUGUACCACACACUUGAUGAUCAGUUACCUGAAACCUGAGCUGAAUUCAUACAAGAAAACUGAAUGGACUCCUAGACUGAUACUAGCCAUCUGGGGACAGGACCCCAGAGCUCCAAAGGUGAAAAUAAUCAAGCUAGCUCACUCAAGCGACCCAUAGGGGUAUACCAAAACAAAACAAAGCAAGCAGCUAAGACACAGUAAGCAAGCAUAAAUGAAUACAGUAACUUAUAGAUGGCUCAGAGACAACAGUCAAUAUCAAGUCACAUAAAGAAACAGACCAUGAUCACCUCAAUAGUCUCUCGAAACAAAGAAUCCAGGGAUCAUCCAGAUGAAAGUGCAUUCCUGUAAUUACCAGAUGCAGAACACAAAAGUUUAAUAUACUGAACCCUUCAAGAAAUCAGAAAGGAAAUGAGGCAAUACACAGAACGAGCCAAGAAACACACAGAUAAAGCAACUGAAGAAAUUAGAAAGAUUAUUCAGGAACAUAAUGAAAACUUUAAUAAGCUGGAAAAAUCCAUAGACAGACAGCAAUCAGAAAUUCAGAAGAUGAACAAUAAAAUUACAGAAUUAGAUAACUCAAUAGAAAGAGGGGCAGAAUUGAGCAAGUAGAAGCUAGAAUUUCUGAACUCGAAGAUAAAUCACUUGGCACUAAUAUAUUUGAGGAAAAAUCAGAUAAAAGAAUUUUUAAAAAAUGAAGAAACCUUAAGAAUCAUGUGGGACUCUCUCAAGAGAAAUAACCAAGUGAUUGGAGUACCAGAACAGGGAGGGAUAGCGGAAAAUACAGAGAAAAUUGUUGAAGACUUGUUGGCAGAAAAUUUCCCUGAUACUGUGAAAGAUGAGAAGAUAUCUACCCAAGAUGCUCAUCGAACUCCACAUAUGUAGAUGUUAAAAGAAAGUCACAAAGACAUAUUAUAAUCAAGCUUGCCAAAACCAAAGAUAAAGAGAGAAUUAUAAGAGCAGUGAGGGAUAAAUGAGAAGUUACCUAUAAAGGAGAGUCAAUAAGAAUAAGCUCGGACUACUCGGCAGAAAUCAUGCAGGCAAGAAGGCAAUGGGAUGAUAUAUUUAAAAAAUUGAAGGAAAAUAAUUUCCUGCCAAGAAUCAAUCAUAUCCAUCAAAACUGUCUCUUAAAUAUGAAGGUGAAAUUAAGACAUUUCCAGAUAAACACAAGUUGAGGGAAUUUGUAAAAACCAAACCCAAACUACAAGAAAUACUAAAGGGAGUUCUUUGGUUAGAAAAUCAAUAAUAUCAGGUAUCGAUCCAAGACUAGAACACUGGGCAGAGCAACCAGAAGUCAACCCAGACAGGG
Molecule: messenger RNA, 8722 nt
Organism: Loxodonta africana (African savanna elephant)
Lineage: Eukaryota; Metazoa; Chordata; Mammalia; Proboscidea; Elephantidae
Product: signal-regulatory protein beta-1-like
Exons: 6
Biological process (GO): positive regulation of phagocytosis; positive regulation of T cell activation
Cellular component (GO): plasma membrane
Source: RefSeq, a predicted model, not a curated record